AUGAGCGAUAUCACAGACAAACCGUCUGACGAGACGAUUAACCUGAACCGCAUGAAAACCGCGGAGAGUGUCUUCCUCCCGAUUUCCCGCGAAACCUUCGAGAAGCUUUACCUGACCCCCAAACACCCCUCCGUGCAGACGGACCUGAGGAAGAAGUUCGGUAACCCGACCCCGAUCUGUCUCAUGGGGUUCCUGAUCGCAUCUACACCCCAUGCUUGUAUGCUGAUGGGGUGGCGCGGAGCCGGCGGGAAUGGUAGCGCGCUUGUCCCGACGUAUAUCUUCUUCGGCGGAAUUGUCCAAAUUCUGGGUGGUAUUGGCGAAUGGAUUAUUGGAAAUACGUUCAGUUGCGCGAUCUUCUUUACAUAUGGGACGUUCUGGCUUGUUCAGGGUGGCGGGCUCAUGCCAUUCUUCGCUUCGGGGAUGAACUACUCGCCUACCGGUAAUUCUUUUGAGGGACAGCAGACAGGGGAAUACGCGGCAACAAUUGCUUUCUACUACGUCUUUUUGGGCCUCCUAACGUUCAUAUAUCUGAUCUGCUCGAUACGGACAAACGUCUGUCUCUUCUCCGCGCUAUUCCUCCUUGUCAUCACAUUCUCCCUCGUUGCCGGUGCAUUCUUUCAGCUUGCGAAUGGAGCUCACGAACUUGCUGAGAAAUUGCUGGUGGCCGGUGGCGCCUUCAAUUUCGCACUAUGUGUUCCUGUCUGGCACAUUUUCUUGACGCAGAUCCUGGAAGCGGUUGAUUUCCCAAUUUCCGUUCCCGUUGGGGACUUGAGCAGUAUCGUUCCGGGCAGAAGCCAGAAGGUGAAGAGGGCGGAGGAUUAG
This is a messenger RNA of Aspergillus nidulans FGSC A4, 822 nucleotides long. RefSeq names its product putative plasma membrane ammonium transporter (Ato3). The transcript has 4 exons. Gene Ontology annotation, biological process: transmembrane transport. Bases 1 to 822 code for a protein of 273 amino acids. Gene Ontology annotation, cellular component: membrane. The record is from RefSeq and is a predicted model, not a curated record. Lineage: Eukaryota; Fungi; Ascomycota; Eurotiomycetes; Eurotiales; Aspergillaceae.